AAAAGUGCGAGCGGAGCCGGGAUUGGUUUCAUUUGCUUUGAAAGCGCGGUUUAAAGGUUAUAAAUCCGUCCAAACGCAGGCAGCCAACAAUGCCCAAGAGAAAGGCUGACGGAGACUCCAAGGCGGAGAAGGCAAAGGCUAAGGAUGAGCCACAGAGGCGAUCUGCUCGGUUAUCUGCUAAGCCGGCCCCACCCAAACCAGAGGCCAAACCCAAGAAGGCUGCUGCUCCUCCAAAGAAGGCUGAUAAGGCACCCAAAGGCAAGAAAGGGAAGGCAGACUCUGGCAAAGAUAGCAGUAAUGCAGCUGAGAAUGGAGAGGCCAAGUCAGAUCAGGCACAGAAGGCAGAGACUGGGGACACAAAGUGAAACGUGAAUUUUUGAUAACUGUGUACUUCUGGUGACUGUACAGUUUGAAAUACUAUUUUUUAUCAAGUUUUAUAACCAUGCAGAAUUUGUUUUACUUUUUAUUUUUAAGCUUUGUUGGCAUAUAAUGCUUUUGUGUAAUCUGGAGAGAGGGGAGAUAGUAGUAGGAAUGUAAAUGGUCUCUUUACCACCUGAGGUAAUGGCUGCUUUGUCUCACCUUUUGUUUUGACUUAUUUUAAGCACGUCUGAAUCGUUGUUUCUAAAUAAGACUGGCAACUAUUGCAGCCCACAUUCCUGUGAUUGUCCCAGGAUAGGAAGAGGGAAAGCAGUUUUUACCAAGUUCUAAUCCAUCAAAAGGGGUGUGGCCAUUUUUUCCCCUAUUAUUUGGCGGUACUUCAACUGUGAAGAGCCACCCUGAUUUAAAGAGGUUUUAUGAAUUCUUUUAGUGACUUGCGGACUAAUGAGUUAUGAAGUUGUUUUACUAUGUUGUACCUUGUUGUCCUGCCUGAUUUGCAAUGACUUUUUGGGGGGUUGAUCUUAAAUAAAGCUGGAAUAUGUUUGACUCA
Xenopus laevis (African clawed frog) is the source of this 928-nucleotide messenger RNA. It is a transcript of the gene hmgn2.S, whose product is annotated as high mobility group nucleosomal binding domain 2 S homeolog. Gene Ontology annotation, molecular function: chromatin binding; nucleosomal DNA binding. The record is from RefSeq and is marked provisional. NCBI's taxonomy places the organism in Eukaryota, Metazoa, Chordata, Amphibia, Anura, Pipidae. Gene Ontology annotation, biological process: chromatin organization. Gene Ontology annotation, cellular component: nucleus; chromatin.